CCUCCACAUUGACUGACACGUAAAUAAUUGUCAAAAUGCAUAUAUAAAGCAUAUGCAUAUAUAUACAUAUUUGUAUGAUGAUUAAGCAUUAGUGCAUUUUAGAAACAUAAAAAUGACAAGUAAUUUUUUGUAGCUAAAGGCACUUCAACUUUCCAUGAUUUCCGAUUUUUGCUAGGGUAUUUCUUUCUUAUCUUUUUCUUCUAAUUCAAGGUUAAUUCUUGUGUUUUUUUUCUGGUGAAUUGUUUUAGUGGGUUACUGUUAUUUUUUUUGUGGGUGCUGGAGAAAUAGUGUCAAAGUUGGUUCUCGGCGAAGAGAGUUGUAUUAGUUCUUGAUUUUAGAAUAAAAUUUGGAUUCUUUUUCUUGCUUGAUUUUGAACUCAAAGCUGAAUAUACGCUGCUGGAGGCUUCAAGAUUGAAAUCUUUUUCGUGUUAAAUUUACAGCAAUUCAACAAAUUUUCUGUGUUUUGCGGCCUUUUUUUCUUGGAGGAAGUUUUCAAGAAUUUGACUUCUUUUUGGGACUUAAAAGAGACUACUUGUUGGAGCAAUUUUCUGAUUUUCAGAUGCUUUUGCAGAUAUAGAAAGCAUUUCCAUUAAAAGUGUGUCAAUUAAUGAAAAGGGUGUAUUGCAUUUCUACAGAAUCUGUUAAUUUGAAGAUGAUUACUUCUAAGGAAGAAGAAGAGAAGUGGUUAGAUUCUAAAUUUUGGCAUGCCUGUGCUGGUAGUAUUGUACAAAUGCCUGCAGUUAAUUCAAUAGUGUUCUACUUUCCUCAAGGACACGCUGAGCACGCGUGUGGAAAUGUGGAGUUUAGGAGUGAAAUUAGGAUUCCAUCAUAUAUUCCUUGUAGAGUUUCAGGUAUUAAAUACAUGGCAGAUCAAGAAAAUGAUGAGGUUUUUGCCAAAAUUAGGUUGACACCUGUUAGUAGUAAUGAGGUUGAAAUUGUUGAUGAUGGGGUGGUUGCGAAAAGCGGGUUGGAUAAUGAUCAGGAAAAUCCGACUUCAUUUGCAAAGAUAUUAACGCAAUCAGAUGCGAAUAAUGGUGGGGGGUUUUCUGUUCCAAGGUAUUGUGCAGAUACGAUCUUUCCUCGCUUGGACUACUCUGCAGAUCCUCCUGUCCAGACUUUACUAGCGAAGGAUGUUCACGGGAAGACAUGGAAAUUCAGACAUAUUUACCGAGGAACACCUAGGCGUCAUCUUUUAACGACCGGUUGGACUACUUUUGUGAAUUCAAAAAAGCUCGUCGCGGGGGAUUCCAUUGUGUUCAUGAGGGCUGAAAAUGGGGAUGUUUGUGUGGGCAUUCGCCGAGUAAAGAAGGGAAUUGCAGGUGGACAUGAGACUUCUUUCGCGGUACCAUACAGAGGGUUUUCCACUUUUCUCAGGGAUGAUGAGAAUAAACUAAUGAAGAGGGGAAAAGUGAAGGCGGAAUCAGUUAUUGAAGCUGCAAAUCUUGCAGCUAGUGGACAGCCCUUUGAGGUUACUUUCUACCCCCGUGCUAGCACUCCAGAGUUCUUUGUGAAGGCCUCAAGUGUGAAGGCGGCAUUGCAGAUCCGUUGGUGCUCGGGAAUGAGGUUCAAGAUGGCCGUCGAAACUGAAGACUCAACGAUGAGCUGGUUCAUGGGAACUAUAUGUUCUGUUCAGGUUGCUGAUCCCAUUCGAUGGCCAGAUUCGCCCUGGCGGCUUCUUCAGGUGACAUGGGACGAGCCAGAUCUGCUUCAACAUGUAAAGUGUGUCAACCCAUGGCUUGUGGAAUUAGUCUCAAACAUGCCCACCGUCCACUUUUCUCCCGUCUCACCCCAACAGAAGAAACCUCGAUUACUUCAACGUUCAGAUUUUCCUCUUAACUGUCAUCUACCUAUGCCGGGUUUUCCCGACAACCACUUUCUUCCCAACGACACCCCUGCUGGCAUGCAGGGAGCCAGGCAUACCCAAUAUGGUUUCUCAUUAUCAGAUCUCCACUUCAAUAAGCUGCAUUCAAGUCCGUUUCCUGUCGGUUUUCCACCACUUGAUCAUGCUGCUGCAACCCCUAGUCCCUCCAAUAGUACAUUAAUUCCCAAGCCAAGUAGCAGCAAUGAUAUGUCUUGUUUACUAACACUUGGAAGUUCUACCGAAACAGCGACCAAAUCUGAUUGUGACAAAGCACCACAACUUGUACUCUUUGGUCAACCCAUAUUUACUGAACAGCAGAUCUCUCUAAGCAGCUCAGGAGAUACGGUUUCUCCUGUUUGUGCAAGGGCUAGUUCUUCAGAUGGGAAUGCAGAUAAAAUAGGGAACAUAUCCGAUGAAUCGGCUUUUACGUUUGAUCAUCAUGGUCUAUCUGAGCAAAAUGUAGAGAUUGGACACUGUAAAGUUUUCAUAGAAUCAGAAGAUGUAGGACUAACACUGGAACUAUCAGAGCUGGGAUCGUACGAGGCGUUACACAAGAAGUUGUCCAAUAUAUUUGGCAUUAAAAUUCCGGAGAUGCUUAAUCGUGUGCUUUACCGAGAUAUCACUGGUGCGGUGAAGCAACUUGGUGAUGAACCAUUUAGUGACUUUGUGAAAACAGCACGAAGGUUAACAAUUUUAACGGAUGCAAGCAGCGUAGGAGCUAGGGAGUAGAGCGAACCAGUAAAAUCUCCAUUUUGAUAUCAAACUGUACAGCUGGAUGACUGUGAGCGCUAUUCCUGCACUUUUUUCUUGGACAUAUUCAGUAGUAGAAGCUCAAACUGUUGAAUGAUUGAGACUUUGCAACUUUUCAGUUCAAAUCUUGGACAGUAUGUUUACUAGGUAUCGCGAUUGCUUUGAGUUUUAUUUUCAGACAAUACCUACAACGAACAAGAUAAUCUUGCUUUUUGUAGGCUUUGUCUUCUCAUUCUGUCGUCGUUGGUGGAAGCCUUCUUAGGAGGCUACUUUUAGCGUGUUUGUUACUGCGAUGGUAGAAAUUCCUUCUCAUUUUCGGUCUAUUGUAAAAGUCUUUUACAGUUCAAAAUUUGAGAAAUACAAGCGUCGUGCUGACUUGAGCCAUUA
This is a messenger RNA of Nicotiana tabacum (common tobacco), 2998 nucleotides long. Lineage: Eukaryota; Viridiplantae; Streptophyta; Magnoliopsida; Solanales; Solanaceae. The record is from RefSeq and is a predicted model, not a curated record.